GGACGAGCAAGAGGCGAGCGAGUAGAGAAAAAUUAUUGAGCGCAGAGAAAAGUCCACCAAAUCGAACGUCGCAGCAAGUGAAAAAGGCGAAAAAAGCCCGGAUAGAAACUAAUAGAGAAUACGAUUGCCAGAAGACAAGUGUUAGCCCGAGCCUGAGCCAAAAUGAAUGAGGAAUACGACGCGAUUGUGCUGGGAACGGGCCUGAAGGAGUGCAUCCUCAGCGGGAUGCUGUCCGUGUCCGGCAAGAAGGUGCUGCAUAUUGAUCGGAACAAGUACUAUGGCGGCGAGUCGGCCUCCAUAACGCCGCUGGAGGAGCUCUUCCAGCGCUACGGCCUGGAGCCGCCCGGCGAGCGUUUCGGGCGUGGCCGGGACUGGAACGUGGAUUUGAUUCCCAAGUUCCUGAUGGCCAACGGACAGCUGGUCAAGCUGCUGAUCCACACGGGCGUCACCCGCUACCUGGAGUUCAAGUCCAUCGAGGGCAGUUACGUCUACAAGGGCGGCAAGAUAGCCAAGGUGCCGGUGGACCAGAAGGAGGCCCUGGCAUCCGAUCUCAUGGGUAUGUUCGAGAAGCGUCGCUUCCGGAACUUCCUCAUCUACGUGCAGGACUUCCGGGAAGAUGACCCCAAGACCUGGAAGGACUUUGACCCCACCAAGGCCAACAUGCAGGGUCUGUACGACAAGUUUGGCCUGGACAGGAACACGCAGGACUUCACUGGCCACGCCCUGGCCCUUUUCCGCGACGACGAGUAUCUGAACGAGCCGGCCGUUAACACCAUCCGGCGCAUUAAGCUCUACUCCGAUUCGCUGGCGCGGUACGGCAAGUCGCCCUACCUCUAUCCCAUGUACGGCCUGGGCGAGCUGCCCCAGGGAUUUGCCCGACUGUCGGCCAUCUACGGCGGCACCUACAUGCUGGACAAGCCCAUCGACGAGAUCGUCCUCGGCGAGGGUGGCAAGGUGGUGGGCGUGCGCUCCGGCGACGAGGUCGCCAAGUGCAAGCAGGUCUAUUGCGAUCCCAGCUACGUGCCCGAAAAGGUGCGCAAGCGUGGCAAGGUGAUUCGCUGCAUUUGCAUUCUGGACCAUCCGGUGGCCAGCACCAAGGAUGGUCUCUCCACGCAGAUAAUCAUUCCACAGAAGCAGGUGGGCCGCAAGUCGGACAUCUACGUGUCGCUGGUGAGCUCCACUCACCAGGUGGCCGCCAAGGGCUGGUUCGUGGGCAUGGUCUCGACCACCGUUGAGACCGAGAACCCAGAGGUGGAGAUCAAGCCUGGCUUGGACUUGCUGGAGCCGAUCGCACAAAAGUUUGUGACCAUUUCGGACUACUUGGAGCCUAUCGAUGAUGGAUCCGAGUCGCAGAUCUUCAUUUCGGAGUCCUAUGAUGCGACUACGCACUUUGAGACCACUUGCCUGGAUGUGUUGAACAUAUUCAAGCGCGGCACUGGCGAGACGUUCGACUUUUCCAAGAUUAAGCACGAGCUGGGCGAUGAGGAGCAGUAAGCGGGGAGCAGGGCCUCAUCUGGUUAUGGUGCAUUUGGACAGCUCAACAUCAGCCACAAACAUCGUAGAUCGUCUCAGCGUCGUGGCCAAACCUUAAAGAAAUACCCAAGAUAAAAAACACAAAAUAAAAGCCCAAAAAACUAAAGAAAAACGAAAAUCCCGAAAUUGUAUUACCAAAAUGCUUUUCCAUCGAGAGAUGAAGUUUUAGAUGUGAAACGAAUUGCUUGCUUCGCGCAAUAUUGGAUAUGCCUAGAAAAUAUAUAUAUAUACCAAUAUAACAUAAAUUAUACAACAUGCAGUCGCGUACAUGUGUACGUCUAUAUAUAUAUAUGUAUCACUGAGUGAAUGUUAGGCAUCUAAAUCAAAUUCAUGCAGAUUCAGCUUGUUGUGACUCGAGCGAAGGUGCAAGACUCGACGUAUACUCUCUACUCUUUCACCACCCGAUCAGACAGUCAGUCACGCGAUUAUGCUUGGACUUUAGUUGUACGAGUAUAUAAUAAAGUAUAUAUAUAAAAUAUGACAUCGUAUA
Molecule: messenger RNA, 2023 nt
Organism: Drosophila suzukii
Lineage: Eukaryota; Metazoa; Arthropoda; Insecta; Diptera; Drosophilidae
Gene: Gdi
Product: GDP dissociation inhibitor
Biological process (GO): small GTPase-mediated signal transduction; vesicle-mediated transport; protein transport
Cellular component (GO): cytoplasm
Molecular function (GO): Rab GDP-dissociation inhibitor activity
Source: RefSeq, a predicted model, not a curated record